Messenger RNA from Gossypium arboreum, 2161 nucleotides. Its product is annotated as anaphase-promoting complex subunit 8. The coding region runs from base 154 to 1887 and encodes 577 amino acids. The record is from RefSeq and is a predicted model, not a curated record. Gene Ontology annotation, cellular component: anaphase-promoting complex. Lineage: Eukaryota; Viridiplantae; Streptophyta; Magnoliopsida; Malvales; Malvaceae. Gene Ontology annotation, biological process: cell division. Gene Ontology annotation, molecular function: protein binding. The transcript is spliced from 4 exons.
AGGCGCGGAUGGAUCAAAUCAGGCAAAUUAAAAAAACUACGAUUUCUAUUCUGAAAUUUGUUUGGAGUGAGUGAGGGAUGCUGAAGGCAGGGCUGCAGCUUCAUUAUUGUUAGUAGCAUUUCAAUUCAGUCCCCAAAUCUGUUUUUUCAAAAAAUGAGUUCUAAAGAAAGUUGCAGAAUCGAGCUCCGCACUGCUAUUCGCCAACUCAGCGACCGUUGCCUUUACUCUGCUUCCAAAUGGGCAGCAGAACAGCUUGUCGGAAUCGAGCAAGACCCAGCUAAGUUCACGCCUUCAAACACGAGAUUUCAGCGUGGAAGCUCGAGUAUACACAGAAGGUUCCGCACCAAUGAGAUUACUUCCACACCUCCCACUGGUGUUGCCUAUGUGUCCACUCCGGUGAUGGAGGAAGAUGAAGCCAUACAUGGUGACUUUUACCUUCUUGCCAAGUCAUACUUUGAUUGCCGAGAAUAUAGGAGAGCCGCUCAUGUGCUUCGGGAUCAAACUGGAAAGAAAUCCGUGUUCUUGCGAUGUUAUGCUCUUUAUCUGGCUGGAGAAAAACGGAAAGAAGAAGAAAUGAUAGAACUUGAAGGGCCCUUAGGUAAGAGUGAUGCUGUUAAUCGUGAAUUGGUUUCUCUAGAGAGGGAGUUAGCAACUCUUUGCAAGAAUAACACAAUAGAUCCUUUUGGGUUGUACUUGUACGGUCUUGUGCUUAAAGAGAAAGGUAAUGAAAAUCUUGCCCGCAAAGUUCUUGUGGAAUCUGUGAAUAGUUACCCUUGGAAUUGGAGUGCCUGGUCGGAGUUACAAUCCUUAUGCACUACAGUUGACAUCUUGAACGGACUCAAUCUCAGCAACCAUUGGAUGAAGGAGUUCUUUCUUGCUAGUAUUUACCAAGAACUCAGGAUGCAUAAUGAAUCGUUGUCAAAAUACGAAAAUCUACAGGGUAUGUUUACUUUUAGUAAUUACAUACAGGGUCAAAUUGCAAAAGCCCGGUAUAGUCUAAGGGAAUUUGAACAAGUUGAAGUGAUAUUUGAAGAUCUUUUAAGGAAUGACCCGUAUCGAGUAGAGGACAUGGAUACAUAUUCUAAUGUGCUCUACACAAAGGAAUGUUUCUCCGCCUUGAGUUAUCUUGCUCAUAGGGUCAUUAUGACUGAUAAAUACCGUCCUGAGUCUUGUUGCAUUAUCGGAAAUUACUACAGUUUAAAAGGGCAGCAUGAGAAGUCAGUCGUGUAUUUUAGGAGGGCGCUCAAAUUGAACAAAAACUAUUUAUCUGCUUGGACUUUAAUGGGCCAUGAGUAUGUCGAGAUGAAAAACACUCCUGCUGCAGUUGAUGCCUAUAGACGAGCUGUGGACAUAAACCCUCGGGAUUAUCGAGCCUGGUAUGGUUUAGGACAAGCAUAUGAGAUGAUGGGCAUGCCCCACUAUGCUUUGCAUUAUUUUCGGAAAUCUGUUUUCUUUCAGCCUAUUGAUUCUCGGUUAUGGAUUGCUAUGGCUCAAUGCUAUGAAUCUGAGCAGCUGCACAUGCUCGAGGAAGCCAUCAAAUGUUACAAACGUGCCGCAAAUUGUAAUGACACAGAAGCAAUCGCCCUGCAUCGACUAGCAAUAUUACAUAGAGAACUCGAUCAACCUGAGGAGGCUGCAUUCUAUUAUAAGAAGGAUUUAGAAAGAAUGGAAGCUGAAGAGAGAGAAGGACCUAAUAUAGUCGAAGCGCUGAUGUUUCUUGCUACGCACUACAAAACACAGAAGAAAUUUGAAGAAGCAGAAGUGUAUUGUACCCGUCUUCUAGAUUAUACCGGCCCGGAGAGGGAAACCGCCAAGAGUUUACUCCGAGGUAUGAGAAUAGCACAAUCUGGUUUUCCUUCCAUGGAUGUCGAGCAUUUUCAUCCCUGAUUUUUCUUGUUCAUAACCAAAAACACCAAUGAAAUCUUUGGGAUAUGCCAGUUCUAGCUGGCUAGUUCUUGGUUAGUAGCACUCUAGAUGGCCUGGUUUUACAUGUUUGUAUUACUUGGAAAAGAAUCAUUGUAUACUUUUCUAUUGUUGUGUUGUAACAUAACAACUCAAAACAUCAGAAGAAAAAAAUGGAGCUAGAAGAUGGUGAUUUAAAAAAAAAAAAAACCAAAUUUAAUCAGGCCUGAUAAAAAUUCACCACAUUUGGUUUUAUGAA